Daphnia pulicaria is the source of this 1886-nucleotide messenger RNA. Its product is annotated as glutamate receptor ionotropic, delta-1-like. The coding region runs from base 465 to 1886 and encodes 473 amino acids. Gene Ontology annotation, molecular function: ligand-gated monoatomic ion channel activity. The transcript has 13 exons. Gene Ontology annotation, cellular component: membrane. The record is from RefSeq and is a predicted model, not a curated record. NCBI's taxonomy places the organism in Eukaryota, Metazoa, Arthropoda, Branchiopoda, Diplostraca, Daphniidae.
GUGUCAUCUGCUGCUGUCUACAAGUUUCAAAAAUGAGACGAAGAUUAGAAUGAUUAGAAGAAGCAAAAGAGAAUGAUGACAUUCAAAUUCAGCUGAAGAAUGUAUGGACAAGAGAGACCUGCUGCCACACCGGCACCUCCUCGUUUUAUUGAAAACCGAGUCUUUGUUGGAUUUUAACUCGUCAAUGUCUGUCGAUUCACUGUCGGCAACUGCGUGAUAACCGAAGUUGCGCUGGCUAGCCCAAUUUAAACUUGGGAAAUUCAAUUAAAUGCAACGAAGCUCAGUACUUAUUCCCUGGAAGUUUUCGUGCAACUUCCCCGUGAACUUCUGGUACAACGUCAGCCCCGGAGAAUGCAGUGCGAAAACAUAACCACGAAUUUUACGUUUCAAGCAGUUGUAUUAGUGCUACAACACUUGUGGAUGGAUCCAGUUGUGUAUUAGACGAACAACUUGACAUUUCCGCUAUGGUUUCUUCAUUAACGAUACUUUAUCGCUGGUUGAUUAUUCCCAUAGUGAUAAUAAAUCAUGUUGCAGCAGAAAAUAUGACACUUCCCUUCAAGAACAGAAUGAAAGAUGUGCAUUUGAAGUUUGCAGUAUUUCAUUCACCGCCAUUUAACUUGGUUACUUUUAAACCUGACGGAAACUGCACUCAUGCCGGCCCCACUGCAAUUCUUAUGGAUUGGCUUGCGGAAAAACUCAAAUUCACAUUUUCUUACAGGUGCCUCAACCAUGCGAUAAGCGAGAAAUAUGGGAACCCCAUCGGACAUUCUAUUAAUCUCACAUCAAACAAAGAAGUCGACGGAGUAGCAGUAGCUUUUGUUCCCACCCUGGAUCGGAAAAAAAAUGUGGAUUUUAGUUAUUUCGUUUGGUCGGAAUAUUUUGCAAUGGUAGUGCCUCAACCAGGGGAAGAGACUCGGAUUUUUGCCUUCAUUCGGCCGUUUCAGUCAACGGUGUGGUUGUUCAUCUUCAUAACUAUCGUCGUCAUGGUGACUUUGAUGACUUUUUUCUCGAGAACUUAUUCGAAGUACAUCACUGUUAAUGUGCUGGCUACCAACAAAGGAUUGACAACGUUUGGGCGUGCCAGUAAUUAUUUAAUGUACAUCUUCAACAUUAUGACAAAUCAAGGGGGUGCAAUUUCUGGUGAUCGCUUUUCGUUCAGACUUCUAAUUGGAGUGUUGCUGUUAGUCGCCAUGGUCUUGGUUAAUAGUUAUUCCAGCACCAUCGUUUCCUAUCUGACGGUCUCCAAACUGAAACCUCCCAUUAACACAUUCGAAGACCUCGCUGCUAGCGACGACGUCGACCUCCUUGUCAAAAUUGAUACUUAUGUUGGAUAUGAGAUAUUGGGAGCAAAUUCUGGCGUUCUCAAGACCCUAGCGGACAAGGCUCGGCAGAAUCCUGAUCGGCUCUCGACAGACCAAUUGAAAAUCGAUGCUAAACUAGGAACUGGCCGUUUCGCUUAUGCCUGGCUUCAAACGUACUGCAAGUACUUCGUCAUCAGUCAAUAUAGAAAAGACGGAACUUGCCGUUUUCGUAUGUCCGACCCUCUACCUUUCAAUUUAGGAUUCUGGUCACUUAUUCUACAAAAGGACAGCCAAUACAAGUCAGCAAUUGACAGCGCUUUGAUUGAGCCCUGGGAAACUGGAAUGCUAUUGUUUUGGAUGAAAAACGCAAUUCCACGAGCGCCAAAGUGCUUCGCUAAAACAAAACCGAGAGCGAAUUCGGCGGGUCAAAUGGCCAUUAAAUCCCGAGACCUGGUGGCUCCUUUCGUCAUUUUAGGCAUUGGUUUGGGCCUUGCUACUGCGCAUUUUAAAGGAGUGACGAGCAAACGGAUGACGGUAGUGGAGCGCAGUGCAUUUACGCUAUUUCGUCUAUUAGUUUUGCCUUAG